CACUUAGCACUUGACAAGAUACCAAAAUGUUCAAACUGUUUGUAUUCGCUUGCUUCCUGGCUCUGGCCACUGCCAAGCCCCUCGUGUCUGUGGCGUACACAGCACCACUGGCAGCGUACACCGCUCCCGUAGCAGCAGCAUACACCGCUCCCGUAGCAGCAGCAUACACGGCACCCGUAGCGUACUCUGCGUACACCGCGCCCGUCGCCGCUUACUCUGCCUACACCUACGCCUCUCCUUACUCUGCAUACUACUUCCGCUGAUUUAUUUACCUCAACGUUGUACCUAUGCCUGUGAUAGAUAAAUAGUCUUCUUCGAAUAAAUUAUGUGAAGCAUAUUA
Molecule: messenger RNA, 340 nt
Organism: Maniola jurtina (meadow brown)
Lineage: Eukaryota; Metazoa; Arthropoda; Insecta; Lepidoptera; Nymphalidae
Product: vitelline membrane protein Vm26Ab-like
Exons: 2
Coding region: 27-263 (78 amino acids)
Source: RefSeq, a predicted model, not a curated record